AUGAGCCUCUUGAAUGCCCCGUUGCAGUCCUACUUCCACUCAUUCGUCCAGCAUACUUAUGAAUUACUGUCACCGAUCAUAAGCCAUAGUAAAAUCCCAAUCUUCAUCAAGGAUAUUGACCAUCCAUGGAUCAACGAAAACUUGCAGUGGCUGGAGAAUCGCGACGACCCAUUCAAAGAGCUGUGCGACCCGAGUUCCGAAAUUUAUAGAGGAAUUGAUGGUCGCGUGUGUCCGUCUGAUCUCUUUAACCGGCUGGUAAUCGACAACAAUAGUUGGGGGAUGCAGAGGAUGCCUUGGAGAAAUGCUCGAGAACGGUUGCGAGAAAUGGGGGACUGUCCCAUGGCUCUCGACUCGGUUAAACAUCUCCACGUAGACAUCUACGUCAGCAGCGGGGAAUACGGACUCAGAUAUGAUUCACCGGAUCCGGGAGACGAAAUACCCGAGCUCUUUGCAGAUAUCCUGACUUUGAUGCACAAUUUGGAGCGAAUAGACUGGGGGAUUUCUGCGGUGUCUGCCAAUUACUUUGAAAGUGUCUUCUCAAAAAGAAACCUUUCACUCCCGUCGGUCAAUCACCUCGUUCCAAGCCAGUCUUCCUUCUAUCUCAUCCCCAUGUGUCCGAACCUACGAGCCUUGGAAGCCACGGCAUCCAGAAGCGACCAAGGAUCCUUUAUCGAGAGCACUUCUAAAGUGCCAUCCAUUCGAUCUCUCAAUUUUCAAGCUGUACAUAGAUGGAGCGAGCCUCUACUGUCUGAUCUACUCAGAGCCAUGCCGAACCUCGUUUCCCUCUCUUUAAGAGGAAGAAUUGGUGAGGGUGAGUAUAGCGACGAAAGCUUUCACUACGUGGAAGUAGACAAAGAGAAACUACAAAUGAUGAAAAACAACCUCGGUCUUGAGCCUGAUGAUAUAGUCAUCAUUAAACGACCCAACGACCCAUACCUCAAGACUUUCCUUCGAGAACUUGUCGGCUACCCAAAUAUAAGACACCUUGAUCUUCCUUAUUCAGCAGAUCUAUCUUUGGGGUUUGAUGGGGGUCCCUGGUGCGGUAAUGCGUAUUUCGGGCCGGAUGGGCGAGCUUAUCAUCGCAGAGUGUUACAGGAAGGGGCAGAGACAGAUGAGAAAGCGGCAAGAAUAGCUUUAUCUGUCCUACCACAUUUGGAGAGUAUAUCAAUUGGAGGGUCGACUCCCCAUAUGACCAAAGAAGGUGGGAACAAAGUGGUUUUUGUAUGGCCAUGGACCGGGAGAAUGGAGGAAUGGUUGCUAGAGCAAGUCCCCGACGUAUCUAAGGAUGACCCAUGGUACGAUGCCUAG
Molecule: messenger RNA, 1308 nt
Organism: Trichoderma harzianum CBS 226.95
Lineage: Eukaryota; Fungi; Ascomycota; Sordariomycetes; Hypocreales; Hypocreaceae
Exons: 3
Coding region: 1-1308 (435 amino acids)
Source: RefSeq, a predicted model, not a curated record